This is a messenger RNA of Dicentrarchus labrax (European seabass), 4056 nucleotides long. RefSeq names its product glial cell derived neurotrophic factor a (gene gdnfa). Gene Ontology annotation, molecular function: receptor tyrosine kinase binding; growth factor activity; glial cell-derived neurotrophic factor receptor binding. Lineage: Eukaryota; Metazoa; Chordata; Actinopteri; Moronidae. Bases 799 to 1563 code for a protein of 254 amino acids. The transcript is spliced from 3 exons. Gene Ontology annotation, biological process: negative regulation of neuron apoptotic process; positive regulation of branching involved in ureteric bud morphogenesis; peripheral nervous system development. The record is from RefSeq and is a predicted model, not a curated record.
CUAUAAAUCUCUCCAAACUGCCCCUCUGCGCCCGGUGCGGUGUUAUGCGCAGACAUCUGUCCUGCUUUCAGUCCAGUAUGAGGACAACGCGUGUGGAAACUCUUCGAGCUACAUAGACACUAUCCAACCUGGAGAAAAAAAUGGAGAAUAAAUACCCCCAUGUGUGUUGUUUACCAUGUCCAGAUAGUGUCAGAUGUUGGCGAUUAUGAACAUUUAACGCAGUUGUGGAUAUAACGGCGCUUUCACUGUUUGUUUGUUUUUUUACCAAGAGGCAGACGAGAGCUUCUCGCACUCUGGGGAAACUGAUAUUGUGCACCUUUUGCGCCUCGCUUAUGCGCGGGAGACGCUGAUGUCUUCAUUGGACUCCUUUCAGUCGGAGAUGGUGGAACUCUCUCGGAUUUCCAACGUGGAAACGUAGCAUCUAAUUAAUCAGCGACUGCAACUGUACCCCGUGAGGCGCAGUGGCACUCGGUCCGCUCUCUUCAACACCUACCUUUGGACUCUAAAGUGUGGAAAGACGCACGGUUUAGUUGGUGCGCUGGGUCGGAGUAUGAAAAACACACCUGGUGCGGUAUAUCAGAUUUUUUUUUUUUCACACCAGGACACAAAACCCAAUUUGAACUCGAUUUAAGGACAUUUUUCGGAUCGUGGCUGUUUCCAAACGAUUCAUGCAGCUGAUUCAGCUUUGGGACACUAAAUGAGUCGCGUUUUGUGUUUGGAUUUUAACACCAACAGCCAAACGAGUUUCAGGUCUGCAUGGGCCAUAUUUAAGCUUUCUUCAUCGGAACUGAGUCUAAGAUGAAGUUAUGGGAUGUUUUGGCCACGUGUUUGUUGCUCCUGAGCUCUGUCGCUACACGGCCUCUCUACCAAAACACUCAGCCAGCCAAGAGGACUUAUUUCCCCAGCAGCUACAGUGAUUCUGCGUCCCUGUCUGAGGAGGACGAAGAGCCAACGUUCCAGCGCGAAGACCACAACCUGCAGGAGAUCUCUAUGGAAGAGCAAUAUGACAUCACAGGUCCAUAUCCAGAGCAGUUUGAUGAUGUAAUGGAUUUUAUCGAGGCUACCAUUGGCCGACUUCGGAGAUCGUCUGAGCCCAGAGGGAGCUUCAGGGGACGGAGGGAGCAGAGACAGAGGGGAGCAGCAAACACAGGAGGCACAAGAGGCGAGGGGAGAGGACAUAACGAAAGGAAGCGGGGUCGGGCGCGAGGGGGAAGUCGAGGUGGUAAGGGAGGCCGAGGCGAGAAGGGGAGGGAGAGGAUAUCGAUGCAGACUCGAGGUUGCUUACUAAAGGAGGUCCACCUCAAUGUGACGGACUUGGGGCUGGGCUACCAGACUAAAGAGGAGCUGAUCUUCCGGUACUGCAGCGGUCCCUGUGCAGAGGCAGAGACCAACUAUGACAAGAUUCUCAACAACCUCACACACAACAAGAAGCUGGACAAGGACACGCCCUCUGUCACCUGCUGUCGACCAAUUGCUUUCGAUGAUGACUUAUCUUUCUUGGACGACAAUGUGGUGUAUCACACUCUGAAGAAGCAUUCUGCCAGGAAAUGUGGCUGUGUCUGAGAAAGUCACAUGGAUGUGACAAAAUGACAGACAUGACCAGCAUCAGUGAACUAAGGAUCAUCUUUACACGCCUGUGCUGCAAAAGGAGGGAUCACUAUUUGAAAUGGGCAAGUUGAGGUUGAAGAGGGAGUGUAUUGUCUCAAAUUUUUGUCAGUAGUCAUCAAAUGAGACACAGGUGAGUAUAUAAAGCCCACCUUUGUGACCUGAAAUAUGACGGAACAGCGGCAGACUGUACAUUUAACUUUGACGGUCCAUGCUCAGCCAUUCAGAACCCAUGACCAGUAGUUGACGGUUCAAUCAGACACAUGCAGAAGUGUAUGAGGUGUGUAUCAAUAUGCAGAAGAAACACUAUUGUCACACUGUGGAGUGCUAACUGUGCUGUCUAAAAAGGUGAAUAAUUAAUUUUCCUGGGAACAUCAGUUUUUCCAUAGCUGGCUCCUAAGACUCUGAUGAACACUGAGAUUUGAGGAGUAUAUUCAGCUGCAGUCUAAAUCACCUCCACUGCAUAGUCUGGAUGUUGACAUUUACAUUCAGAGCCAAGGGAUGACAAAUCAACCCCAACCGGUGUUCCACAAAGACUUUUUGGUGCAACGCAUCUACAUAAAAUCCAAUUUUAUAUAUAUAUAUAUAUAUAUAUAUAUAUAUACAUACAUAUAUAUAUAUACACGUGUGUGUAAAAGGUAUAUUUAUUAAGAUGGAAUUAACUUAUUGCUAUUUAUUUCAAUCCAUUUUAUGAAAGAAAUUGUUGUUUUUUUCUUAUUUAUUUAAAAAGCUUUGUUUGUCCUGGAUGGUGCCAAAGUGGAGCAUUUUCUCAAGCAAAGUCUAAAAAGGUGAUCCAGAACUGCUAAACACUCACCCACACAUCCUAAUAAUGCUUAUUCGCUUCACUUAGAUUCCAGGGUUUCUCAAUUUAUCCAAAAGAUCAUCAUCAGCUAUAAAGUUAAGGGAGGGUAGAUAGAGACACAGACGAGGGGACCAAUAGAAGAUUUUCGAUUGAAAUUGAUCUGUUUUUUUUUUUUUUUGAGCAUUUUCAUUUGUUUUAUAUUUCACCUCAUUUUCCCCAGUGGGACUAUGCUAAGACAGGGGGGACUGCGCUCUCCUCACAGCACCUGGGUGCAGACUCCUAAUCGAUCUAUCACAUCAUUAUACUGUAUGUUUACAAAGAGGCAAAUGACUCUUUGCUGCUGUUUGUUUUCAAGGCAAUUUUUUUUUCAAAUGAAUGAUCCAGAAUAUAUUUACUCCAAACAGGAGCCAUCACAUCGUUUAAUUGAGGUCUCAACUCAACAUGAGAGUAGUGGUCUCUCUGAGGAUCUGUAGGUGCCUUUGAGGAUCAAUCCUUUGAGUCACAGAAUACAGAAGCUGCUAGAAUGCCUGCCUAUCAGCGUGCGCUACCCGAAACCUCUCUCUGGCCUUGUACCAAGCCUGAGCAAAGGCUUUGCAGCGGUUACUUCUAAGUUCACAGGACUGCCCGUGUUUCUGCCUUGACUCUGACAGACAGGUCUUACUCCCUGAAAGGGGAUUUGAAAGUGAUCCUCUAACAUGAGUCUUAACCAAAUAUCCCCGUUGGCAAAGGCACUUUGGUGAAGGCAGUUUAAGGAAGAUCUCGCUACUGUAGCGGCUGUCGUCGCCAACCGAUGUAAAUAUCUCAAGACUAGACGUUUGGACAAAAGAAUGUGUUUUGGAAUUACAGAGGGAAGACAAUGGGUGGGUACAGCAGGCUUUCUUCAUGUAAUAACUUGUUUAUUCCCCAACUGUACAAAAAAAUAUACAUCCAGGAAAAUAGGAGGCUCUUUAAAAGCAUGUUGCUUUGCCCACCGAGACCCUGCGAGGGGAUCGUUUUAAGUGGAACAAAGAGAGCCCUCGGGUAGGUCUUGAUGUUAGCGCGGAUUAGGGACCAAGGUAUCUGUGCCCACCCAGCAGCAAGCAAGCCAGCUUUACUGUGUAAUCCCCCUGAACACACACAACAAAUCCACUGCAUCAAGCUGAAUUUAGGCCAAACACUACACAGAGGGAGAAAAAAAACUCAAGCUUUUAUCACAGCAUACCUCAUCAAUUGGAUCAUCUUCCCCUUUAACAACUGAUUCGUGCGUAAGCCUUUCCAGAUGAGAAUGUGCAGUAAGGAGACUUCCCAGAAGCCUCAGAGCGCCUCGCUACUCUUCGAUACCAUACAUUAAUGUGUGUAAACUGUGACCACUAGGCCUCUCAUCUUCAUGACUCUUUGCUCAACUGUUCCUCGGCAAUUAGUUUUCUGGUUUUGAUGCAAAGGUAAACAAGCAGAAAAAGGUAAAGAUGCGAAGGAAUCCUCAGUGUUAAUAUUUGAAGAAAGGAUUGGAUUUGUUUUCACUCCUCAUUGUGUUAACACCUCUGUGAAAAAACCUGUCAUGUCGUCUCACUUGUUUCGUGUUACAGAACCAAAGCUCUCGGCAAACUUUAUUUUUGUACAAUAUUCAUUUUAUAACUUUUUACAGAAUUAAACUUGUUUCUAUCAAAUGA